GCUAGAACUACUAACCAGAGGAUGAAGAGACGACGAGCGGCUAAGAAAUCUCCGGCGAUGGUGACUUUUACCGAUUGUAAAGGUUUAGAUUCUUGCGAAGAGAUGAGAAUGGUGAGGAGGUUGAUGAAGUUUGAAGAGUUGCCUGAGUAUUUGAAAGAUAACGAGUUUAUACAUAACCAUUAUCGUUGUCAAUGGUCUCUUAAAGAUACUUUUCUUAGUGCUUUCUCUUGGCACAACGAGACUCUCAAUAUAUGGACGCAUUUAUUGGGGUUUGCGAUAUUUUUGUGGAUGACGGUGGUGAGUUGCUUGGAGACGACGGAGCUUAGUCUCGGCGGUGUUUUCAACGGGAUGGCCGGAGUAAGGAUUUGCCUCUCGAGCAAUCAGACUUUGCUUCACCAGGAUUCGAACGUGACACAACACACCUCAUGUCUUAACACUCAAGAAGAAGCUGUUCCGAAAUGGCCAUGGCUAGUCUACUUAACCGGAGCAAUGUGUUGCUUAACCUGCAGCUCUGUUUCACACCUCCUUGCGUGUCACUCAAAACGUUUCAACCUCUUCUUUUGGCGUUUAGACUACGCAGGAAUCUCACUUAUGAUCGUUGCUUCUUUCUUUGCACCAAUCUACUACGCUUUCUCCUGCCACCCUAACUUCCGUAUACUCUACUUGUUCUCGAUCUCAUUCCUCGGUGUCCUCGCCAUCAUCACUCUCCUCUCGCCAGCUCUCUCUUCGCCGAGGUUCAGAGCUUUCAGAGCAAAUCUUUUCCUAGCAAUGGGAUCAUCUGCUGUGAUACCAGCUACACAUGUGCUUUGUCUUUACUGGGAUCACCCUAACGUGUUCAUUGCCCUCGGUUGUGAGAUUGCCACGGGUUUGUCGUAUGCUUUGGGAGCAGCGUUUUAUGUUAGCCGUGUGCCUGAGAGAUGGAAGCCUGGUGCGUUUGAUAUGGCAGGACAUAGCCAUCAGAUAUUUCAUGUGUUUGUAGUCUUUGGUGCUCUUGCUCAUUGUGUGACCACUCUUCUCAUCAUUGAUUUUUUAAGGGCUACCCCUUCUUGUUAGUGAGCUUUAUGCGAUUUUACAUUCCUAUGUAUGCGGUCUAAUAGCUGGUUUGCAUUGAACUGUCCAUGGCUAUUUUCGUAUAUGUAACUGAGAGUCUGAUUACUUAAGCAGAAUGUAUGCAUUUAUUGAUUC
This is a messenger RNA of Capsella rubella, 1185 nucleotides long. Its product is annotated as heptahelical transmembrane protein 3. Gene Ontology annotation, cellular component: membrane. The transcript is spliced from 4 exons. Bases 22 to 1053 code for a protein of 343 amino acids. Gene Ontology annotation, molecular function: signaling receptor activity. NCBI's taxonomy places the organism in Eukaryota, Viridiplantae, Streptophyta, Magnoliopsida, Brassicales, Brassicaceae. The record is from RefSeq and is a predicted model, not a curated record. Gene Ontology annotation, biological process: response to hormone.